This is a messenger RNA of Megalops cyprinoides (Indo-Pacific tarpon), 1877 nucleotides long. It is a transcript of the gene sstr2a, whose product is annotated as somatostatin receptor 2a. Gene Ontology annotation, biological process: cellular response to glucocorticoid stimulus; cellular response to estradiol stimulus; neuropeptide signaling pathway. The transcript is spliced from 2 exons. Gene Ontology annotation, cellular component: neuron projection; membrane. Gene Ontology annotation, molecular function: somatostatin receptor activity; neuropeptide binding. The coding region runs from base 501 to 1610 and encodes 369 amino acids. The record is from RefSeq and is a predicted model, not a curated record. NCBI's taxonomy places the organism in Eukaryota, Metazoa, Chordata, Actinopteri, Elopiformes, Megalopidae.
GCGCCUUGUCCAGCAGAUUGAGUCUGUCGCUCUCUCCGCGGUGACUGCGCUCAGCACAGCCGCAUCCAGCGAAGCGACUGAGAGAUAUCGCCACGGUUACCUCUUUCUUCAACUUUUCACUUCUUACUUCACUUUUCAAGCUUUUUACUAAUUGAUUUUUUUAAUAUAGGUGAUUCAAGACGAUAUUAAUACAAUGAACCUGCAAAGGAAUUUUAAACAGGAUUUUUUUACUGAGAGUAUCCUGGGGAUCACCGUGUCUCAGAUUUAACCCCAGCUCGUCCGCACAGGGUCUGUCGCAAAGGGAAGCGGAAUCUCACGGCUUCUGAAACCGCAGGUCGGGGAGCUGGGGACUGCGCUGCCACCGGCGCUAAGUCGCGACCGGCCGUCUGAGGCACGAACGCUACCCCGCAGAAUGGAUUCCGAAUGACUUUAACUGAAGAGUUCACGUCAGGCUGGAUGCAAAAAACACAGGUGCCACAGCUCUGAGAGAGGCCGUUGCCAUGGAGAACUGGACAAUCCCCCCCUCGCCCCCGAACUCGUCGCUGCCGGACCCACUGACGUACGACGGCUUCUUCAACAGCACCCCGAACGGCACGCAGCACGGCUUCGACCAGACCAGCACGGUGGUGGUCACCUUCGUGUACUUCGCGGUGUGCGCGGUGGGUCUCUGUGGCAACACCCUGGUCAUCUACGUCAUUCUGCGCUACGCCAAGAUGAAGACCGUCACCAACAUCUACAUCCUCAACCUGGCGGUGGCCGACGUGCUGUGCAUGCUCACGCUCCCCUUCAUCGCCAUCCAGCUGGCCCUUGUCCACUGGCCCUUCGGCUCCGCCCUCUGUCGAGUCGCCAUGACCGCCGACUCCCUCAACCAGUUCACCAGCAUCUUCUGCCUGACGGUCAUGAGCAUGGACCGCUACCUGGCUGUGGUGCACCCCAUCAAGUCCACCAGGUGGCGGAAGCCGCGUGUGGCCAAGACCAUCAACCUGGGCGUGUGGGGCGUGUCUCUGCUGGUGAACCUGCCCGUCAUGAUCUACAGCGGCCUGAUGACCAACAGCAGCUCGACGCAGGUGUGCACCAUCGUGUGGCCGGAGCCUCAGGAGGCCUACUACACCGCCUUCAUGUUCUACACCUUCUUCCUGGGCUUCUUCCUGCCGCUGGCCGUCAUCUGCCUCUGCUACCUGCUCAUCGUCGUCAAGGUGAAGUCGUCGGGCGUCCGCGUGGGCUCGUCCAAGCGCAAGCGCUCGGAGCGCAAGGUGACGCGCAUGGUGUCCGUCGUGGUGGCUGUGUUCGUACUCUGCUGGCUGCCCUUCUACGUCUUCAACGUCACCUCGGUGACGGGCAGCAUCAGCACCACGCCGCUGCUGAAGUGCACCUUCGACUUCGUGGUGGUGCUGGGCUACGCCAACAGCUGUGCCAACCCCAUCCUCUACGCCUUCCUGUCGGAGAACUUCAAGAAGAGCUUCCAGAACGUUCUGUGCCUGCGGCAGGCGGGCGGGCUGGACGAGGCGGAGCGCAGCGACAGCCGGCAGGACAGGACACGCACCGCCAUUGACGCGCCCACCGACACGCAGAGUGCGCUGCUCAACGGAGACCUGCAGACCGGCAUCUGACCAGCAGAGGGUGCUGCUCAACGGAGACCUGCAGACCAGCAUCUGACCAGCAGAGGGCGCUGUUUCUGCAACAGGCAGGAGAGAUGCCAUCUGCAGCAUCCUCACAGGCAUUGGACCCUGUUCUGCCUCAGGCUGGACAGCAGGAUGAAAAGCUCCACACACUGAGAGAUGAAAGAAGCCCAUGAAAUUGCCCCUCCCAGGGUUCCUGCUGCCCCCCAGCCCUUGGUCAGCUGAAUUAUAUUAAAAGAACGUUUUGGAAAUUUGUGU